CUCUCUACUCAACAUUGUCCCUUCUUCCUCUCCGUUUCUCUUGGCUCGAAUGCUCCUUGUUUCUCUGACUUUCGUUUCCUUCCUUCUUGGAUUUUCGCGGCUCUUUGGAAUGUGAUACUGCAGAUUAAGUUGUCGUUGAAGUAUUGAUUCAAGAUGAAUGAUGGUAGACCGAUGGAGCUGCAUUACAUCAACCCUGUUUUUCCAUAUACUACUACUGAAAGCUUCAUGGAGUUUUUCGACGGACCGCCAGUGGAUUAUGAUCACGCUGGACCAAUUCCUUAUCAGGAAUACUGGUCAAUGAACAUGAACCCUUACAAGUUUGGAUUGUCUGGUCCGGAUGGUGCAUCUUAUUAUGGUUCUUACGAAGAAGAUAAUAGUUUCCCUAGACUGGAGGUCGACAGGGGAGAGUGGGAAUAUCCUUUAACAACGACCACUGAGGAGCCCACCACAACAGGCUCUCCAUCCAGAGGGGACGGAGUGAAUGGGAUGCAGACCAUUACUGAACAAUCCAGCCCAAAUCGUCAUGAUUCCAGUAGUGCUCCGGUUAUAUGGCAAGACAACAUCGAUCCAGAUAAUAUGACUUAUGAGGAAUUACUGGACUUGGGUGAGGCAGUUGGAACUCAAAGCCGAGGUCUUUCUCAAGAACUUAUUGAUUUACUGCCGACCUCGAAGUUCAAAUUUGGAAACUUAUUUAAAAGAAAAAAUUUUGGGAAAAGGUGCGUUAUUUGUCAGAUGACGUAUAGAAGAGGUGACCAACAAAUAAAAUUACCCUGCCGGCAUGUUUACCAUGGCGAAUGCAUCAGUAAAUGGCUUAGCAUUAACAAGAAAUGCCCAGUUUGCAGCGUUGAGGUAUUUGGUGUGGAAUCAACACAGUAGCAUAAACUUGGGGAAAAUAUCAUAGAAUUUCCGAGUUUUCUUUGUUCUAUUAAUUAAUAUAUAUUUUUUUAAUCCUCUGUUUUAGCGGUUUGUUUUGCGGUUUGAAUUUUUCACAGGUAGGUAGGCUAGGCUAGAAAGAACUCGGUGGUCUUAAUACGUGCUCUGUUUACUAAAUCAUAUUGUCGCAACUUUAAGUCGAUCACGUAGUUCAAGUUUAUAAUAUUCAGCAGCGCGGA
Messenger RNA from Neltuma alba, 1112 nucleotides. Its product is annotated as E3 ubiquitin-protein ligase BIG BROTHER-like. Bases 154 to 876 code for a protein of 240 amino acids. Lineage: Eukaryota; Viridiplantae; Streptophyta; Magnoliopsida; Fabales; Fabaceae. The record is from RefSeq and is a predicted model, not a curated record. Gene Ontology annotation, molecular function: ubiquitin conjugating enzyme binding; ubiquitin-protein transferase activity. The transcript is spliced from 8 exons. Gene Ontology annotation, biological process: negative regulation of organ growth; protein ubiquitination.